AUCAUAUCCAAGAUGGCAGAUUCCAAGUCAGAAGAGUCUGCUUCGGGCCCGGGCAUGUCGGGGAGGCAAAUUUUAGACAAGAUCUGCUUCUCGUAUUUGCCCAUAGUGGGAGCUGCAAGCCACACAUUAUUCGCCAUGCAUAUAUUAGAUAGGAACCUUCUGCCAGGAUUGUUUCCCAAAUGGCACUUGGGCGUGGCCAACAGCCUCCUCUUCAACUCCCACCUGGGGAUUGGCCUGUACGUCUUCAACCGCCCCUGCCUCCGAUCGGCGUCCACUCAACAGCGGGUCCUCUGGAGUGUCUACAGCUCGGCCAUGUUCAACUUUGGCUCUGUCCUGCUCUUUGCCACCGGGAAGCAGCUGCUGACAGAGGACAAACUGGUCGGAACGCUCUAUGCCAUGUCGGCGAGCUUGUGUUUCCUUGUUGUCGGAAAACAGUUCUUUGAUUUCCUGGACUCGCGUUACUUAUGAGAGGACAAUUUUAAGGCAGGAGUGAAGCUUGUCUGAGGAACUGAAACCUGCCAUAAUUCAGUGUAACCAGAGAAGACAAAAUGAUGAGAAGUGGUGUUUGCUCAUCAUUGUCAUGUGCAGAUUGAGUACCCUAUUUUGUUACAGUGGGCACACCAUACAAAUGACCUGACUUACACUUAGUGACAUUUUUAUAGCACCAUAUGUUAGAGCCCAACAGAGGGCAUUCUUGCAUAAAAGAAAAGCCGGUAGGGGUUUUUAUAAUAGAAAUGCGCAUCUUAUUAUGUGCAUUUAAGAAAUGCUCACUGUUUUUAGCAGGUGCAUUUAAUCCGUAUUAAACAGUUCUUCGGUUUCCAGUGCCCGGCUUCAGCUACUUCUCGGGCUUCAUCUCUAAAAUCAAUCCCCAAAUGCAUGCCUUUCAUAUAAAAAUACUUCAAUAUUUGGAUAUUGCAUGUUAACAGGUGUUCUGAUGGCCCUAUCUUACUUAUUGAGCCCAACAACUUUGAAGUGAAGGGGUGAAAAAUCACACGGGGGGGGUUUCAUUCAUUAAACAACACACCAAAAACGUGUAACUUUUGGAAAGUUCAGGAAGACAUCACCACCAAAAUGGUGGAUAAUCUCAUGACUCAUAUCCCAAACAAAAAGUAGGGAUAUAACAGCCCCCAUCUCCACAGAAAUUGUGGUAUUUUCACAUAUCAUGAGUUAGGUCAUGUCAUUGAAGGCCAUAAGAUCAAAAUUGGGUGUGCCGACAAGGUAACACUUGAAAUAUUUGUUAGCUAUCAGUACUGCAUAAUUGAUCCAAAAGUAUCUUUUAGUGUUGUGAAAUAAUAAAGACGGCAGUGUACCAGUAUGUUUUCUCGAUGACAAGUAUCCUACUUUAUGGCAAAAAUGAUUUCUAUACCUUAGUGGGUAAAUUAUGAAUUUAUGAUUAUGUGAUGAUCAUGACACUGAGGCAAGAAAAAUAACAUGACAACUUUUACAGGA
Molecule: messenger RNA, 1449 nt
Organism: Acanthaster planci (crown-of-thorns starfish)
Lineage: Eukaryota; Metazoa; Echinodermata; Asteroidea; Valvatida; Acanthasteridae
Source: RefSeq, a predicted model, not a curated record